GAUACAACUUAUUCUGUUGUUUCCAUGUUUCCAACUGAGAAAUGGAGGAUCCAAUCUGUUAUGCAGAAAAUAAUGUUGACUCCAAAUAUUUCUCUGUUUCAAUUCUGGGCACCCAUCAAGGUCAAUGUAUCUACUUUCCUGUCCACUGCGGAUCAACCAUUUGCUUUCUAUCAGAAACUUGAUAAGAGUCUGUCUUCAUACAGGAAGCUCUGUCUAGAUACUUUGAUUCCCAUGGACAACUACAGCUACAAGAAAAUUCCAUUUGGCCCCCCUGGACGAGUUUUCUCAAGACGCUUGCCAGAAUAUAACCCCAACGUCCCAAGCUACUCCGCUGCAGAGUUUCCACUGCUUCAAACUGCAAUUCCCUUGGGAAUUCAUUCUUAUUAUGCAUUUCCAGUCUCCAACCGCCAUGAUCAGCAGUGCCUUGGUGUAUUUGAGAUUGUAUCUACACAACCAUCUCGCUGUCUUCCCAACCUUAUUAUGGGCCUGAAUUUCGAAUCAGUUGGGUUGUAUAUUCCUAACUCAUUGGACAUACUUUUUGGACCUUCAACGGUAAGGUGUUGCUGCCUUUUUUAUUUUGGCGAAACUAAACAAAAUAAAUGAAAGUAAAAAAAAAAGAGAUCAGUCCCACUAAUUUCAUAGCUUAUCUUAUCUUUUUUACAGCCGCUGGAAGAUGAAAGACUUGACAAUAUAGAGGGCAGAUCCUUGAAAGACAUAGUUCACCCUUUGCACAAAUUUGGAUUCCUUUUUCCCGAUCUGCCUCUUCGAAAGUCUUGUAUUGUGCUGCUGCCUCCAUAUAUGAACGUCCGGAACCAAUGUAUCAUGCGUUUGAAUAUUCUUCUGAGGUCUGUUUUAUUGAGAGUGGCAAGGCAUUGGUUGGGAGGGCAUUUGCAUCCCAAGGUUCAUGCUUUUGCAAAGAUGUUACUCUAUUAAGCAUUAAUGAGUACCCUUUGGUGCCUAUUGCACGAAAAGUUGGAUUCACUCAGAGUUUUGCAAUUUGUUUGCAAAGUAAAUGCGCCAACAAUAUUGUUUUCGUAGUUGAGUACUUUCUGCCACCCAAUGAAAUGGUUGUUAAAGAUACAAAUAUUUUCUUAAACAUGCUUUUAUCCACAAUGAAAGAACAACUUCCAGGUUUCAUAGGUGGUUCUGGAAAUGAACUAGGACAGAGGAUGCUUGUUGAAGUUGUUAAAAUUUCCCCCAGUGAUGAACUUGACUCCUUUGAAAUUGGCCAAACUUUGCCGAGUGUUCAAUCACUUCAAGAUGGUGGAGAAACAACAGAAAUUGGCCAACGUCUGUCGAGUGUUCAAUCAGUUCAGGAUGGAGGAGAAAUAACGGAAAUUGAUUCUUUCUGUCAACAGUCAAAUUUACAGAACGGGGAGGAUAAUGUUGCUGCUGCACUACUGGUUCUUGUUCAUCAUACAUGCGUGACUCACUCAACUGUGAAAGGACAGUGGAAAUUGAUCUGUUACUUCCUCAUCCAAUAGAGGAAGCUGUGACAAACAGAGGAAAAGUUAACUUGGAUGGAGCACAUGAUGACCACAUUGAGGAUACAAGUGAAAUAUUGCAACUUGAUUCACACUUUGAGCAACCAAACUUAGAAAUCAAUUCUGCGGGAAAUGCAACGAGAAGAUCCAUUCACAUAAGAACAAAGCAAUCCAAAGGAUAGAAAAAGAUCAUGGGAUUACUCGCAAGAUUCUGGAGCAGCAUUAUGGCAUGACUCUUGAAGAUGCUGCCAAAGAUCUACAUGUUAGUCGAGCAACACUGAAACGAAUAUGUAGAGAAAAUGAAAUCGCUAGAUGGCCAAAUCACAAGACUAGAAAGGUUAAUGUCCAUGUUAGCCAAGGCGUAUCUUUUCAAGGUGCUGAACCAUAUGUGGUCGAUAAACAAUGUCCUGCUCUUUCCCAAGAAAAAGGCACAGAUUAUUUGGGUCACAAAAUAUCUCCUGCAACAGGAAAACCUUGUGAUAAAGUGAAAACUUUAAAGGUUACAUAUAGAGGUGAUAUCAUAAAGUUUCAACUCCCCUUUUCAUCAACGAGGGUAGAAUUGGAGGGGGAAGUGGAAAAGAGGCUUACGAUAUCACUUGAAAGGUUUUCAAUAAAGUAUCAAGAUGAAGAUGACGAUUGGAUUUUGAUAACUACUGAUUCAGAUUUGAGGGAUGGGAUGCAUUCACUUAGAUUGUUGGGAAGGACUACUAUGAGAUUACUGGUUACCCCAGAAGCUAACUCGUGAAGGACUUUCCGAAAGUGAUGUUAUCUUUUGGUGAUAUGGUGUUUGUCUCUUCCCUGAGGUGUUGCGACAUGUCUUUGUGCUCAGUGAACCAAAGUGAUUAAUGCUGUUACGAAUGGGGAACUGUCAAAUUACGAAAGAUGCCUAUAUAUAGAAGAGGAAAAUAAUGAGUUAUGUCAUUUUCUUUUGAUUAACUAUUUUGUAUUUUCUGUUAGUUGUUUGAUUACAUGAACAACCUGUUUGUAAGUUGCUUUGAUGAUCAAUACAAAGCUUAAUUUGUUACA
This is a messenger RNA of Solanum tuberosum (potato), 2510 nucleotides long. Its product is annotated as protein NLP6-like. Gene Ontology annotation, molecular function: DNA-binding transcription factor activity; protein binding. The record is from RefSeq and is a predicted model, not a curated record. The transcript is spliced from 3 exons. Lineage: Eukaryota; Viridiplantae; Streptophyta; Magnoliopsida; Solanales; Solanaceae. The coding region runs from base 1714 to 2229 and encodes 171 amino acids.